UAUCGGUCGCCUGUCUUCAAAACUGUGAUGUUCACGAAAAUAAAAUAAAAACGAGACGAGAGACAAUAAUUCGUGACGUGUGGUGCGCGGACAGCGUAGGGACUGGGUGCCGAAUGCCGGACAGUAUCAGAAAUAAGUCCUGAUAAACAUACAAGCUUAUAACACGCACUCUUACGCUAAUUACCGUUUCACAGUGUAUCAGUCGCGUAAAUCGGACGGGUUACUCUGACUAAUCAGCUAAUUAAUUGAAAUAAUAAUAUCGCAUGUUUUCGAUCAUCGUUACAUUGUACUUAUCUGCAGUCGCGGUUCGACUCUUAAAAACAAUGCUUGUUGAUGGUGCUGUGACUAGUGGUUUUUAAUUUAUUUUUAAGUUAAAUGUUUUUAAAAUGGAAGAUAAAAUAAAUACUGUUGCUGAAGAUGUUGAUAAUAAGGAUAAAUAUGCGGCGGAUUUGGAUCAAGCCUUGGCAGUGGCAGGAAUCGGAUGGUACAACAUAAAGUACUGUUUAGCAUUGGCCCUGUUCCUGAUAGCAGCUAUCGUGGAACCAGUUGGCUACUCCUUCGUGCUGCCAGCAGCGAUGUGUGAUCUCAACAUGACUGAUGGCCAAAGAGGAUUCAUCUCAUCUAUACCUUAUAUAGGUAUCGUGGCCACAUCAUUUCCAUGGGGCUACUUAGUAGACACUCGUGGACGAAAGAGAGUGGUCAUAUACGCCUCGCUACUGGCUGGGGUCUUUGGAAUGACAGCUGCAUUCAUGCCAAACCUCAUAAGCUUUGCAGCAUGCAAAUUCGUCACAUCACUUUGCAUAGCCUGCCCAGCGGCGGUGCCUUACACGUUCAUCGGUGAGAUCCUGCCGGCUAAGUACAGAGAUGUGGUGCUCUCCAUCACAAACGCUCUGCAGAUCAGCGGCUCUGCUCUAGUGCCUCUACUGGCUUGGGGUAUACUGCCACUAGAUUUCCGGAUAGACUUCGGACUAUAUUACUUCAGGCCAUGGAGACUCCUUGCAAUUAUAUACUCUUCAGUCUUCAUACUGGCAGCAGUGCUACUGACAUUUGGUCCCGAAAGUCCAAAGUAUUUGGUAUCACAGGGCAAACUAGAUGAAGCACUUAAGGUUCUUCAAACGAUGUAUGCUGGAAACAAAAGAAAAGCUCCUGAAGACUAUCCAAUCAAGCGGCUGGAUGCUCCUCAGUUUGAAAAACAAAAGACCGGUUUCCUAACUUCAUUGAAAGUACAAAGCUUGCCGUUACUCAAACCGCCAUAUUUGAAAUGGUUUGCACUGAACGGUUUUCUUCUGUUUGGCAUAUUUGCAGUAUUAAAUGGUUUAUACAUGUGGGUCCCAGAUGUGCUAAACCGAGUCCUAACUGGCGACGGCGAAGGUAUGACAGCCUGUGAUGUCAUCUUCGACCGACUUAACCAGACGAUAGCAGAAGACGCUGAAUGCGUAGACACAAUAGAAAACAUAACAUUCGUCAUCAGCUCAGUGGCAAAUGUAAGCUGUGCCGUAAUAGCCGUGGCAGUCAGCAGUACAGUCAAGAUUAUUGGCAAGAAACGACUCUUGAUCUCCGUCUACCUCUUAAUAGGGACGUUUUGUGUUCUCAUCAAUUUUAUAACGCAAGACAUGCUCUUUGCUGUCCUUCUGUCCUCGUUCCCGAUUAUGGGGUUGGCUAUAGGCCCUGUCAACGCUUACGCUGUAGAAUUCUUCCCUACGAAUUUGAGAGGCAUGGCUGUGAGUUUAACCAUGAUGUUGGGUCGAACAGGCUCGAUAAUAGGCACUAACGUCGCAGGACUGCUUCUGAACGCGGUCUGCGAAUUGACAUUCUAUUUGUUUGGAGGAUUACUUAUACUAUGCGGUGUGCUCUCAUUUUUACUGCCGGGAGCACAAAAGACGCCUACAAAUCAAAAGCAACUGCCAUUAGAAGAUAUGACCCGACUAUGAUGAACUACUUCUAAUUUAAAGUAUUAGGUAUAUAAUAUAUUGAUAAAUUAAACUGGUGUUUUAUACGAA
Helicoverpa armigera (cotton bollworm) is the source of this 2000-nucleotide messenger RNA. Its product is annotated as synaptic vesicle glycoprotein 2B. The transcript has 10 exons. The record is from RefSeq and is a predicted model, not a curated record. The coding region runs from base 387 to 1931 and encodes 514 amino acids. Gene Ontology annotation, cellular component: membrane. Gene Ontology annotation, biological process: transmembrane transport. Lineage: Eukaryota; Metazoa; Arthropoda; Insecta; Lepidoptera; Noctuidae. Gene Ontology annotation, molecular function: transmembrane transporter activity.